Molecule: messenger RNA, 501 nt
Organism: Coffea eugenioides
Lineage: Eukaryota; Viridiplantae; Streptophyta; Magnoliopsida; Gentianales; Rubiaceae
Product: putative late blight resistance protein homolog R1A-3
Exons: 1
Coding region: 1-501 (166 amino acids)
Biological process (GO): defense response to other organism
Molecular function (GO): ADP binding
Source: RefSeq, a predicted model, not a curated record
AUGGGAAUGCCUGGCAUUGGUAAAACAACACUAGGCAAUUCAAUAUAUGAAAAUCCUUUGGUUCCCUUAUGCUUUCAUGCUCAUGCAAGGUGUCACGUCAGUCAUGCAUAUGAAAAGAGAAGACUGUUGCUUGAAAUUUUACAGCUAGUUUGUGGGGAAACUGACCAAGUAUGGAAAAUGGAGGAUGAAGAUUUAGCUCUAAAGUUGUAUCAAAGUCUCAAGGGCAAGAAGUAUUUCAUCUUCUUGGAUGAUUUGUGGGAUAUUAAACCAUGGAAUGAUAUAAAAGCCUCUUUCCCAGAUGAUGAGAGAGGUAGUAGAAUUAUGUUCACAAGCAGAUUUCAACAUAUUGCUUUGGAAACUGGAUGCAUGAGCGUUACUUACCCUUUCAAUCCAAUAUCAGAAUCUAGGACCUGGGAAUUGCUGCAAGUCAAGCUAUUUGGAAAAGAAAGAUGCCCUCAAGAACUUCUCGAAGUUGGACAGAAAAUUGCAGCAGAAUGCUGA